AGAGACCGCUGUGAGUGCCGGGGAGGGCGGCAGGGCCGGGGCCGAGCCGGCAGAGCUCGCAGCCCCCGGGGGCAGGACCCACGCCCGAGCGCACACGCUGGCCGGACCCGCCGGCGCGGAACGGAGUGUCUUCCCUCCGUCCUGUGAAUCUUCACCUACGUCCCGUCCUCGCCCCCGGCAGACAGAUUUUCCGCGCGGUACAAGGGCAAGAUGGCGGCCGACGAAGGCUCACAGGACACUUUGAGGCUCCAGUUCAAGGCGAUGCAGGAGCUGCAGCACAGAAGGUUACAGCAGCAGAUGGAGAAAAAGAGGGAAAAGGAAAAGGAAAAGGAAAGCAGAGAUGAUGAUCAAAAAGCAUCUGUGGAGAUCUCUGAUGGCCUCAGCUUUCUCCACACAGAGGAGCAAAACUUGAAAAACAUCUUUGAGCAGAGGGUGCUUGAAGAUGAGAUCCAACAACUUCGGGAGGAGCUCAGAGAAACGGUGGAUGAGAAUGGGCGAUUGUAUAAAUUGCUGAAGGAAAGGGACUUUGAAAUCAAGCACCUCAAAAAGAAAAUGGAAGAGGACAGAUUUGCCUUCACAGGGAGUGUUGGUGUAGCUGGAGAUGUAGUCGCCACCAAAAUUGUGGAACUGUCCAAAAAGAAUCGGGCACUGAUGGCAGAGUCAGAGGUUGGGAAGAUGAAAAUGAAGCAGCUGGCCAAUCGGAUCCAGGAGCUGGAGCAGGAACUGCAGACAGCCCUGUCCAGGCUGCCAGCCAAGGGGUCCACCGAUGCAGGAGCCAAGCCACCAAGGGCCCAGCUGGGAGACAAAACUUUGCCAGAGACCCCAGAGGUGAAGGCCCUGAAGGACAGGCUGGCGACCAUGAACCUGAAGAUGAGUGAUCUGCGCAACCAGGUCCAGUCUGUGAAGCAGGAGCUCCGGAUAACCCAGAAGGUUUUGGCCAGUGAGGUUGGGGAAGAUGUGAACAUCCAGCAGCUCCUGUCCUCUCCUGGGACCUGGAGGGGAAGGGCUCAACAAAUUCUUGUUCUGCAGAGCAAGGUUCGAGAGCUUGAGAAGCAGUUGGGACAGGCCGGGAGUAGGUCUGCUGCAGCAGCCAGUGAUGAGCUAUCUAUCUUCCCAAACCCAAAGAAACUGUCGGCACAGGAGAAAAACCUCCUGAGGAUCCGCAACCUGGAAAGGGAAAAACAGGAAGGCUGGGAGAAACUUGCUGGGGAGCGGGAUACCCUCCAAAAGGAGCUGGAAGAAUUGAGAAAGAAGUCUGAGGGUGUGAAGUCUCGAAACAAGGUGCUGUCGAGUGAAGUGAAGACCCUCAGGAGCCAGAUGGGGACCCUGGUGGAGAAGGGCAGACAUGAUGAUGAGCUCAUUGAUGCCCUCAUGGACCAACUGAAGCAGCUACAGGAGAUUUUGGGCAGUCUGAAUCUACAGGAGGAAAAGAUGCGCACAUCCCAGCACCAACUGGACCAGAAGCUCAACAGCGAGGCCCAACAGAGCAGCAGCCUUGUGGCCCAGCUGCAGGCCAUGGUGGCCGAGCGUGAGGCCAAAGUGCGGCAGCUGGAAUUGGAGAUCGGGCAACUUGGUGUGCAGUAUCUUCAGAAUAAAGGAGUGGGUGAGGAGUCCAGCGGGCCUGAGGUCCUCCCAGUCCACAACAGGCUCCUAGAGGACCAAGGUCUGGCCAAGUCUCCAGCCUCAGCAAGCAAUCACGUCAGCAGGCUGGGAUCUUCUCGCUCUGUGAGCAGCCUGGGCCACACGCUGGUGGAAUCUGCUCUCACCAGGCCUUCCCUGUCCAGUCCCCACAGGACCUUAUCCAGUCCCAGGUGCUUGGACUCCCCAGAACAAAAAGGCUGGCAAGCACAAGUGACAGAGAUCAAGGCCCUCUGGCAGGCCACCGAGGUGGAGCGAGACCGGCUCACUGAGUUUGUCACUGUCCUACAGAAACGGUUGGAGGAGAGCAACAGCAAGUUCCUGGAGGCGGAGAGGAGGCUGCAGGAGGAACGGCACCACACAGUAAUGCUGGAGCAACAUCUGGAGAAGAUGCGCCUUGAGCCUGGCAGGGCAUCGACCUCGCAGAAAGCAGCCCCCAAAAAUAAACCAGGAAGUGAGAAAAAGGACUCGUCUUCUGCCCAGCUCUCCAGUGUACCCAUGGAAUCCCAGAUGGAGGAGCUGACCACCAGGCUAGCCAUCCAGAUGGAGGAGAACGAAAUGCUGAAAGCCGCCCUGGGCGAUGCCCUGCGGGGAAAGGAGGAGGACUUCCGUAUAUACCACGAGACCCUGGGCCAGGUGAAAGGGGUCUUUCUGCAGGCCCUGCGGCAGCAGAAAGCUGACAAGCACUAGGACGCCGCCCUGUGUCAGCCAGGCCAGUCGGGCAGCGCAGGUCUUGAGAGGAUGGGGCUGUCUGAGGACUGCGUCCGCUCCAGGAAGCCAGCGGGGCAACAGCUCAGCUCUUCUCACAAAAGCAGCUCCUUCAGAAUGACCAGAGCCCACACCUCAAGCCAGGAGGGCGGAGAAGCCAUGGCAGAACAUGUGCAGGAACGCCAGGCAGACGUGGCUGUGACAGGGGAGGAGGCCCAGUAGUCCAACGAAUCAGUCAGAGCUCUGGGACCAGCCAACUGAACGGACAGAGGCGGUCCCCUGAGCAGGUGCUCAUGGCCCUUGUCCUAGGGCCUGACCUGGGGCCUGCAUGCCCACAGGCUCCAUAUACACAGGAGAGCCCUGGUGCCCUGGGCUGGGCACAUCGCCAGGCCCCCUGACCCUACCGGCCCUCCUCACUAGGCAUCCCCCUGCCCUGCCCUGGCUUCGUCUGUGGCCCUCCCCCUCCACAGAGGAGGGCAGCACACUCCCAGCCUCUUUGUCAGCCUGCUGCCCAGAUGCCGAGCUUGGACUUGGAAUAACAAUUGUUAUUUUCAUAACUGCAGCAGCUCCCAGUGAGCGGGCAUCUCCCAUGGAAACCUGACCCUGCCCCAUCCUCUAAUCACACAGGGGAUUGCCACCCUAUUUCACAGAUGAGGAAAAUGGGGCUCGCAGGACUGAAGCUAUUAUUUCACUGCGGUCAACCUAACUCCAAAACCAGAGUCCGCAGUUGAGCUGCUCCCCAGGGCAGAGGUGCCCAUCCCGCUGCUGGGCAGCUCUGCCCCUCACUGGUUGCUCCCGAGGGCACGUCCUGCUGCUCUCCCAGAGAGCUGUGUGGGUGGGCACUGGUGGCAGAGCAGGGGUGGGGCUGAGCUGGAGCUUUGGGAAGAAGGGUUUUGAUGAGGUGGGUGAAGACAUGGUGCAGUGCAUCUCCCUCACCAUGGUGAGCUGGGAGGGCUGCUGCAGGGGGACCCUGGAGCCCCCCAUCUUCUCUGGGACUAUCACAGCAUCAUCCUCUUGGUUACAGUUGCAGUCAGAGGGUGGGCUGGCUCCAGGGAGGGUGAGUAGCCUAUAGCUACACACACCACCCCAGACACACCGCCACACAGGUGCACACGCACACUGACACCCAGGCGCAGGAGCACGUAGCUCUGUGCACACGUAGACCUGCCUGCAAGCACAGGUGAGCACAGUGGGUGUGGAUGCAGACAGUCCCCACAUGAGACACGGUCGUGUGUAGCUUGUGCAGUGACACAAGCGCAGGAGCACAUACUACGACCAUUCCUCUCCCUCCUCCCCCUGGAAGUCCUGAGACCCCGUCUGCUCAGGCCCUCAGGCUGGAGGGAUUCAGUGCUGGUCCCACUGAGGGAGCCCCCAACCCUCCAAGGGCAGCAAGGUCUAGAGCUCCCACAGCAGAGUGGCACAAAGCCCAUGGGAAUGAAGUGGCAAUUCUGAUGGGUCCUAAAGGCUUCUGGAAAGGAAGACUUUCUCUCUGCUUCCUUGUGAAGGGUAAUGGCCAGGCAGAGAGCCAGAGAGGAGCAAGAGGGCCUGUGCUGGGAGGCGACAGUGAGUGACAGUGAGGAGUGGACCAAAUGCAGAGUGUGAACACCAGGUCAAGCAACUGGCACUUUCCUCAGGCCCUGGGGAGGCCCUGAGGGUGACCUGAGCAUGUGGGGACACAGGCUCCAGUCCUCAGCAGAGUUUCUGGGAGAAAAGGAGACAUAGGACCAUCCAUCCUCCCCCAGGCUCCUGUCAGAGAAGGGCAGGCAUGGUGUGACCUCCUUGAGCCUCCAUGUUAUCUAUAAAAUGGGGACAGUCAUAGAAACCUCCCUUAAGGGCUGUUAAGAGGUAUCAAAGAAUAACCCGGACAGCUAAUUAUUACAUUGCUGUUUACCGCUAUACAAGGAACAUGUAUCUAUAGGUUGAUUUCAUCCCACUGCAAUAAAAAUAGAAAAGCUGCUGCCAGGCGGACACAGCAAUCUGGUUACACAUUUUCAGGUAAACUGAUUAGUUGGCAUCUUUCAGGGUCAGUCUGGGCAUAGUUCAGUCCCUACUUAGGUCAACUAUGGAUAUCAAAUCUCCUUUAUACAAUUUUCAAAUUCUAUAGGCAACCUUGAGCAUUUUUUGUUUUUAUACUGAGGAUUGACCCCAGGGGUGCUCUACCACCGAGCCACAUCCCCAGCCCUUUUUAUUUUUUUAUUUUGAGAGUCUUGCUCAGUUGCUGAAGCUGGCCUUGAACUUGGAAUCCUCCUGCCUCAGCUUCCUGGGCCACUGAGCUUACAGUUGUGCACCACCUCUUCUGGCUCAGCCUUGGGAGUUUUACCAUGGGGCUGUGUGCCAGGGCUUUGUCACUUCCACUGGGGCCUGCACCCGGCACCUUCAGCAUAGUUAGACCAGAUUCGCUGCAUUCCCUCAUCACAACCCUCUUUAGGAAUUAAAAGCAUCAAGUGCUUGGAGCAGCUGCUGGCAUACAGUAAGCACUCCAUAAGCUUUAGCUCUUAAUAUCCCUCCAUUAGUUUAGUAAAUAUCUAUUGCGCAGUUCCUCUGCCCCAGGUAUGAAGGUGCUCAGAUAAGUCAGACAUGGCCCCCAACUCCAGGAACUCUCAGGCCCGUUGGGAGACAGACUCUUUUCAGGUCACCAUCCAUUCAGCUGACCCAUCACCAGGCAGGGAGUGCCAACUGCAUUCAGCCCCACCAGACCAGGGGGCGGGGGACUUGCUUCUUUCUGGGAGCUCCCUGUCCCAUCAGAGAGGUGUGGGAAAUGGGGCCAUGAGGAGGCUGCGGUGGGGAAGGAUGCAGAGACAGGCUGUGGCACCAGAGAGCCCCCGACCCCUAAUCCCUGCUGCAGCUCCCAGGUAGGGGUGUAGGGAGGGAGAGGGGAGGCCCAGGACAGUUUGUCAAGAGGUCAAGGACUGGACCCUGAUGGAUCUAACCCAGGUGGCAGUGGAGAGGUGGGAGGCCUGGUGUAUCCAGGUUAGUGCCCUCAGCCCCUCCUGGGCAGCACCACCUGUCCUCAGAACCUGAGGAGGGCUUCCCCAUCCCUCAGGUAUGUGGGCUGAGUGAGAGAACUCCCGAGGCCCUGCCCAGGGCCACAGGCAUGGAGGAGGCAGGUUCCCUGGAGGGCCAAGGGACAGGGGAAGAAAAAAGGCAGGCGGUGUAUGGACCUCACAUGAUGAUCCCCGGCCACACCUUAGGCAGGUGAUGUGGUUCUGGGUGCUCAGGUUCCGGCACUAACAGGGGAGACCUGGUUGAGGCAUGGAUGUGGUUUGGCCGCUGUCCCCUGGGGGCCUCUGCAGCACAAUGUUGCAGACUGGCUAUGGCUAACUGAAACACAUUCCAUGGCCACUGGGUUCCUUCCCUGCUCCCAGGUGGCCUCCAGCCAGCGUGCUCCUUCGAGCCCCCCCACAUCCAGAGGUCAGAACCAGCCUCUUCCCCCUGCCCAGAAUGAGCCCUCAGGCAGCCCUUAGCACAAGGAAGUCUCCACCUGCCCACCCCCUCUCCACAUGUGUACCUUCACACUUGCUGAGUCACCUAUAGUCCCCAAACCUUGUAUAUACAUGCAUAUACACCCAUAUAACACAUCAACUCAGACACCCCCAGCACAUGCACACACCCACAACACACAGGCACACACAACACACAAAAAACAAUAAGCACGUCAUACACAACAUACUGCAAAGUGUAUACACACAGACCCUAUGCAGAGCCAAUACAAAACAACUGCAUACACACACACACACACACACACACACACACACGAGUCUUGCCACAUUUUACUUUGAGCACAAACAAAAAAUUGAGAGGUGAAAAGGGACUCAGAUUUGAGAGAAUUGACCUCUCACUGCACAUCUUUCCUAGUGCACCUUGUGGAAUUUGGGAAACUGGUCCUUGUGUUGAUCUCAGCCCAAUCAGCUUCCUGCCCCUUGUUUUGUGGGCAGACCAAGCCAAGGACCCCCCAUCCUACACUCCACCCACAGGGUGGAGCUGGCCUCAGGCUGGUCUAUGGGACCUCCCUAAGCCUCUACCCUUCUUGCCAUUCCCCACAGGCCAAACUCCCAGCAGGUGUUGUAAUGUGGGGUCACUGGGGAAAAUCUCUGCUGAGUGGGCCCUGCCUCUCUGGGCCUCUGGAGUCAGGGGGCUGUGGCUCCUUCAUAGUCUCUCUUUAUGAGCAGUGAGUCAAGCCCUUGUCAUGGGGUGAGUCUGAAUCCCCCCAAGAACCCAGUAGGGUCAACCCAGCUGUGCACCCAUUUUACAUACGAGGACAUGAGGCCCAGAGCGCACAGCAGCAGGCUGGAGCUCUGGCUCCCGUCAGUCGGCUGAGCUGGUGUUCUCCACCCAGGGCAAACCACCCUGUCUGCUUCCCUCAGCCAUUCUCUUGGAGCCUCCUGAGGCUGCCAGGUGGAGAACUGGCCCAGGCUGGUCCUGCCCAGCAGCAGGCGUGGGUGAGCUUGGUUCUCAACCUGAAGGACAGUCAGCUCCAGAAGCUUAUGGGGUUGACUCAGCCCCCUCCACCCGUGCCUCAGUCACUUAACCACCUUGUGCCUCAGUUUCCUCUUCUGCCAGCUGGAUAAUGAUAACCCUUUCCCUACAGAUUG
Molecule: messenger RNA, 6938 nt
Organism: Sciurus carolinensis (gray squirrel)
Lineage: Eukaryota; Metazoa; Chordata; Mammalia; Rodentia; Sciuridae
Gene: Ccdc13
Product: coiled-coil domain containing 13
Exons: 16
Coding region: 211-2328 (705 amino acids)
Biological process (GO): cytoplasmic microtubule organization; non-motile cilium assembly
Cellular component (GO): centriolar satellite
Source: RefSeq, a predicted model, not a curated record